Molecule: messenger RNA, 2088 nt
Organism: Penicillium canescens
Lineage: Eukaryota; Fungi; Ascomycota; Eurotiomycetes; Eurotiales; Aspergillaceae
Product: putative salicylate hydroxylase
Exons: 4
Coding region: 1-2088 (695 amino acids)
Molecular function (GO): FAD binding; lyase activity; monooxygenase activity
Source: RefSeq, a predicted model, not a curated record
AUGACGUUCAAAGAUCUGAACGAGACACAAGGACUCCGCGUCUUGAUCGUCGGCGCUGGCAUCGGCGGUCUAACCGCCGCGAUUGCAUUGAGACAACAAGGACACCGUGUGGAAUUGUUUGAACGUUCGCGCUUUGCAAAUGAAGUCGGAGCUGCAAUUCAUUUGUCGCCUAAUGCGAAUGGUGUGUUGCGCCGACUGGGGAUUCAGGCGGAGGAUUUCGGCGCUGUAGAGGCCGAACAGCUGCGAGAAUACACACCAGCCGGAGAGGAAGUGCACAUCACAAAUCUCAAGCAGCACGCAGCAAUGUGGAGACACCGCUGGCUCCUCGUCCACCGCGCACACUUCCACGAGGGACUCAAGAAAGCUGCUCAGGGCCCGGGAAAGGGCGCACCAGCUCUCCUUCAUACAGCCAGCAAGGUCGUCGAUGUCGACCCCCAUGAAGCAACAGUUACUCUGGAAAACGGCCAUGUCAUCAAAGGAGACGUUCUCCUCGGCGCAGAUGGCGUGCACUCCCUAACUCGGAGUAAGAUCUCUAACGUGAAACCCGUUAGCUCUGGCAGGAAUGCCUUCCGCUUCUUGAUAAGUCGACAGGAAGCACUGGACGAUCCCGAGACGAAGAGUAUCGCGCAAGACUUUGGAGCUCUUGAUAUGUGGGAAGAUGAAGAGCGACGCGUGGUGAUCUACCCGUGUUCUAACAACGAAUUGUUGAAUUUCGUUUGUCUCCAUCCUGAUACUGAUACGACUAUCGAUACCGCGGGUGAUUCUUAUAAUCAGCAUAUCGGUAAGGACGCCUUGCUGGAUGUUUAUAAGCACUUCAACCCGCAGGUGCGUAAGUUGUUGGCCAAGGCCGAUCCGCAGUCUUUGAAGCUGUGGCCAUUACUUGAUAUGGAAACGCUGCCUACGUGGGUUGAGGGGCGUUUGGCGAUUCUUGGUGAUGCUGCUCAUCCUUUCUUGCCGUAUCGGGCUUCUGGUGGUGCCAUGGCUAUUGAGGAUGCUGUCUCUUUGGCUGUGAUGCUUCCUGGUGAUAUUGAGAAGGAUCGGGUGCCGGAGAGGUUGAAGGUCUAUGAGAAGGCUCGUUUUGAGCGUGCUACGACUAUUCAAGAAAUGACGCGUCAGUCGAGCAAGCCGAUUUCCCCGGAGACGGCAAUGGGGAUGGUGGUCUACAUCUACGGCCACGACGAGUACGACCACUCCAGCCAGGUCCUCCGCAAGCACCUCUGGUCCCAGAACCCACACAUGUACUGGCGUCAACCCAUCGUCUUUGGGCCAAUGCCUGGUCCCCGACAGGACUGGAUGGGCCGGGACAGAGCUUUAAAGUCAGCCCAGUCCACCUUCACAACAGCUUCCAUCAAAUUCAAGACCAGCCGGACUCUUCUGCAGAACCUCUUCCCGUCUGAUCGGUAUAGCUUCAUCUCACCCAGCACCGUGGCCCGAGCCAGUUUCUCGCAGACUACCCUUGGCGGUAUGGACUGGCUGGGUGGUGGUGGAUAUCGCCAUAUCGGACUUUAUAUCCACGGUGUGCAGUGUACCAAGGAAGAUGGGACGGUGUUGAAGGGAACAUAUAUGCCUAUUCUGUUCGAGAGUUUGGCUGAUCCUAUUGUUUCGGGGAGAGAGGAGUUGGGUAUGCCCAAGCUUUAUACUGCUAUUGAUGUUCAUCAGCGGAAUGAGUCUUACCGAUUGCAGACUAGUUGGCAGGGGGCUGUGUGGGGACAUUUCGAGUUGGAGGGGUUGGAGGAUCAGGAUCCUGCGGCCGAUGCUGGGACUAUCGGAGGUGAGGCUGAUGAUGGUAUCCUGGUUUAUCGGUAUAUGCCGAAGAUUGGGAAGGAGUGCAAGGGUCAGGCUGAGGCUGAGUAUCCCGUUUUUGUGCCUCAUGCUGCUGAGUCCAAGGUUGUGCCGUCCAAGGUUACGCGGUUGCAGCGGACGAAGAAGGCUAAGGUUGAGAUUCAGGGUCUAGACUGGGAUGCUUUGCCAACACUUCACCAUGUUAUCUCUCGGUUGGGUGAGAUUCCCAUUGAUGAGAUCAUUGAUGCCAAGGUUGUUAGUGGAGUUGGAGUUCCUGACGUAUCCUCGGCUAUGCGCAUUGAAUAG